This is a messenger RNA of Pundamilia nyererei, 972 nucleotides long. RefSeq names its product nanos homolog 1-like. Bases 144 to 830 code for a protein of 228 amino acids. The record is from RefSeq and is a predicted model, not a curated record. The transcript has a single exon. Lineage: Eukaryota; Metazoa; Chordata; Actinopteri; Cichliformes; Cichlidae. Gene Ontology annotation, molecular function: zinc ion binding; RNA binding.
AGCGCCUGCAUGCUCAAUGUUCUGCAAAGUAGACCCAGCAGGAGCAGACAGAGGAACCCUCCACUGGAUCCUCAUGCUGACAGCCAUCCAAUUCAAAACGCCUAUUCACUAGUGUGGACGUUAAACUGUGCGGCUCUGACAGGAUGGAUUUCUUAGACCGCGGUUACCUGGACGCGCGGUCUCCUUAUGAUUACACCUUUAAUUUUUGGAACGACUACCUCGGGCUGUCGACACUUGUCGCCAAAAAUAAGAUCAACAGUCCGCCCUUCAGCCCUAACUCUAUAACCGAGUCUCUUAAAGCGACUUUGGGACUCGAGGACGAUUCCCCGGUUUGCUCCUGCGUAAUUGGGCACGGCAGGGACACCAACGACGGACCCUUGGACUGCUACUGCGCGGCCCCGAGCUCCCCGCCAAUCUCCAUCUAUGAUCUCAAAGAGCGUAUCUCGCUUCUCAGGCCAUACGAACACCUCGCUAGUGAUUCGCAGCUGGGGGACAGAGAUUCCCCCUCGUACAAGGGAAGCUUCUCUGGCUUCGACCUGCUCGCCAUGGACCGAAGACGCAAACAGGCUCAGAGGGGCAAACCGGAGCCCAAAGUGUGCGUCUUCUGUCGGAAUAACGGCGCACCAGAGGAAGUUUACGGCACCCAUAUCCUGAAGACAGUGGACGGCAGAGUGCUUUGCCCCAUCCUCCGGGCGUACACCUGCCCCCUCUGCAGUGCCAACGGUGACAAUGCGCACACCAUCAAGUACUGCCCGCUUUCUAAAGACCAGCCGAGCCAGAGAGUGGCAAAGGGGGGCAGAGCGAUUGGCAAACGGCUGAAAAUCUUCUGAGCGAGCAGAUGAAGUUAAUGACGUUUGAGUGGCACUGUCUGAAAUUACUAAUGUCUGUGGCAGUAAAAUCGCUCCAUUUGACGCACAAGACAAGUCUGGAAAAAGAAAGAAACGAUCUGAAGAAAUAAGAUUUCUAUUCUUU